Molecule: messenger RNA, 804 nt
Organism: Haliotis rubra (blacklip abalone)
Lineage: Eukaryota; Metazoa; Mollusca; Gastropoda; Lepetellida; Haliotidae
Product: multiple epidermal growth factor-like domains protein 6
Exons: 6
Coding region: 16-804 (262 amino acids)
Source: RefSeq, a predicted model, not a curated record
GUGAGGUCGUGUUGGAUGGGCGUGUGCGUUGUAUACGAGAUGGGUUGGUUCUGGAUUGAGCUACUUUUGGUCUGUGUCUCUUCAACACUCACUGAAAACAUAGCUUUGCGGAGAUUUAGCAGCCAGAGUAGCACUGUCUGGAAUCAAAGAGAUAAGUAUAGAGCAAGACUUGGAGUAGACGGCAGAGCCACCACAAAUGUCACGAGUUUGCCAUGGACAUGUGCUCAUACAGGGCAAGAGAUAAAUCCCACCUGGACUGUGAACCUGAACACUUCAGUUCCAGAGAAGAUACACCACAUCAGACUCUAUAUCCGUGACAGGCUUCAAGAGAGAAGCAACGGCAUGGAGAUACUUGUGGGCAGCCAGAUGUGCUACAACUGGUCAUCAACUGAACAUCCUCCUCCUAUAGCUAACGUCACCUGCCGCCAGCCACUGACAGGCAAAACGGUCACUAUACGGAUACCUGGUCAACAGAAACUCCUCACUUUGUGUGAAGUACAAAUAUUUGUUUGCAGUGACGGAUGGUUUUCUGAAGAUUGUGACAAACAGUGCCGGUGCCUUAACAGUACUGAUGUAUGUGACAAGAUCACUGGUCGCUGUUCCAGUGGAUGUUUCCCUGGAUAUCAUGGUACUGAUUGCCAAACAGCAUGUACAGAUGGUUCUUAUGGUAUCAACUGUGCCUCACAGUGUGGGAACUGUCUGGAUGAUGUCAGCUGUGACAAGGCCACGGGAACAUGUCCUGACGGAUGUGCAGCAGGAUGGAUAAAUGACACCAUGUGCCAACGCCGUGAGUCACAAUCUUGA